GCCGGGCAACGCGGCCCGGGCCAUGGAGGCGUCGUACGAGUCCGAGUCCGAGUCCGAGUCUGAGGCCGGGCCUGGGACUCAGCGGCCCGGGACCGGGACCGUGAGCGCGGCCGUGCGCGAGCACUUGCGGAAGCUGUGUCUGCGCGAGUUCCCGUGCGGUGCCGGCAGCUGGAAAAUCCCUCCUCUGCCACUGCAGAAUAAGUCGCGCUUUCUUCCUCAAACUUGGCGAACUUGGAGGGAGCUUGUCCCCAGAGAGGAGGAUGUGGUGAGCCCCGGAGAGGAGACGGUGGAGGCCCUGCUGGGCCUGGUCCGCAGCCGCCACUCCCCCUGGGCUCUGCUGAACAACUCGAAUGCAGAAGACAGUUUCCUGAGAGAAUUGGCCAUCCGGAACCCGCUGACGAUCACAGACACCUUCUUCUACUCCUACUUCCGGUCCCUGCGGGUAAUAGACAAGAAGGUCACCCUGGUGGAUAAAGACCUCCUGAAAUUUCUAAAGCUGGAGGAGUUGGUACUGAGCGCCAAUCGAAUCAAGGAGGUGGAUGCCACCAAUCUGCCCCCCACACUCAAGGUGCUGGAGCUCUACGGCAAUGAGAUCAGCAGCAUGGAGUGUCUGUGUGCCCACCCACCCGCCGGCCUGCAGCACUUGGGGUUAGGCCACAACAAACUUCUAGGCCCCUUGGAAAGUCUCUACGUCACCGCUAAUCACUGGCCCAACCUCGUCUCCCUGGACCUGGGCUUCAACGACCUGACAGACCUGCAGAGCAUGGUCACCAGCCUGAGGACCCUCCGGCACCUGCGACUCCUGGUGCUGCAGGGAAACCCACUGGCCUUGGUGCCCUACUACCGCGGCCUCACCAUCGACAGCCUGGCCCAGCUCUGCGUGCUGGACGACAUCACCGUGUCUCCCAAUGAGAAGCAUCUCUUCCGGGGGCUCAGCCUCAAUGGCGAUCUCUUGGCACAGGAGGCGCAGUUUGUGGUGACCAUCGGAAACAUCAGAGGAGUCCUGGACACCUCUGUCUUAGACCCGGAACCCAGGCCCGAAGGCCCUUUCAUCACUUACAACUAUUACGUGACCUAUGAUUUUGUGAAAGAUGAAGAAGGCGAAAUGAAUGAGUCCGCGGGCGUCCUGGCCGAGAUCGUCAAGCCCUCUCCCAGCUUAGAAUUAUUAGUUGAGGAAUCUCCUGAAGAGGUCGUGGAAGACGUCAUCGAAGACAUUGUUGAAGAGGUUACUGAAGAGGUCGAAGGGUCUCUGGAGUCUGAGGUGGAGGAGUCAGGAGAGUCGGAGCUGUCUGUCAUCUCGGGGCCUUCGACCAUCUUGCAGAUGCCGAGGGCCUCUGCAGAAGAGCUGGCCAAGUUGAGGCUGCGUAUAGAUCCCCGGCUCUGCCCGUCCCCAGGGACUGUCCUCUUCAGCACUGCCCACAAGCCCUGGGCUGAGGUCAUCCCCUGCAGUUACGAGAUGCAGCACUCUCUCAGGGACCUGGUCCCACUGAAGGCCUUCCUGCUGGCGGGGACCACCGUGACCAUCGUGGAGGAGAAGAUUCUCUCCUGGCCUGUGGUGCUACCUGCUGUUGACAGUCCCCUGUCUGCCAAGAAAGGAAAGGGGGAGAAAGACAAGAAAGGGAAGGAGAAAGACAGGACGGGGAAAGGAGAGAAAGAGCCGGCCAAGGAGUGGAAGGUGCUGAAGAAGAAGAAAGAGCCGCCCAAGGAGCUCCGGCAGGACCCCCCCAUCCUCCAGGUGCUGGGCCGGGGCCUGGUGAUCCUGGAGCCCCUGCUCGCCGGGGAGCCCCUGGUGUCCACCGUGUGCAACUUCGGCGUGGUCCGCACAUUGACAUCUGACAGGCUGACGUUGGCCAGGGAUUCAAAGAAGAUUAAGAAAGUUGCCAAAAAAGCCAGGUGCGGUGGUGGGUGCCUGUAAUCCCAGCUACUCAGGAGACUGAGGCAGGAGAGUCGCUUGAACCUGGAAGGCAGAGGUGGCAGUGAGCUGAGAUCGCGCCAUUUCACGCCAGCCUGAAGAAGUAAACGUUGGAGGGCAUAUGCUGCUGGACUUCAAAACCCAUGCCUAUAUGAACAUGUGAUUUGUGAUACUUAUCUGUGGGUUAAGAUGGCCUUAAAAAGGUUUUUUUUUUUUUAAUCUCUUUAAUGUUUGGCUUAAUUGAAGACAGCUGGAUUCUUACAGCUACUUCUGCAGUCAACUGCUUGCAAUAUGUUGCUGUAAUUGACGUGCACAAAGAAAAUCCAACCUCAGGCCCAUAAUUGGAAAAGAGGGAGUAUUUUAAUAGACCUUAAAAUAAUAUAAUUUCUUUAAUAUUACACCAAAUUUGACAAGUGGUAAUUUCUUAAAGGUUGUUACAAUGUGAAAACAAUCUAUAUUGAAUUUUUCAUAAUCAGAUUAAAAUUCAUUAAUCUAGUUUGCAUUUUGAACGGAUAUUUUACCAUGCAGUUUGUAACAUGCAUGAGUUACUUGUAAACUACAGGUUAACAGACUUAUGCAGAUAUUCCAACAGUUGACACCUGUCACUAUACAUUUUCCAAAGAUCACGUUCUUUACUAUCACCACCCACAUCAUUAGAAAGGUCUUUGCGUAUUGGAAAAUUGGUAAAUUCAUGGUGGCAGAUACAAUGUUGUCUCAUUUUUAGGGCAAAUGUUAUACAUUUAUUGAAAUGCUUUCAGUUGUUUCCCCUGAAGUGCUAUAAUUACUUCAUUUUUAAGAAAAUAUCUGCAGCUGGGCUCGGUAGUGUACGCCUGUGAUCCUAGCACGUUGGGAGGCCUAGGCAGGCGGAUCACUUGAGGUCAGGAGUUCGAGACCAGGCUGGCCAACAUGGUGAAACCCCGUCUCUACUAAAACUACAAAAAAUAGCCGGUCGUGGUGACAGGCGCCUGUAAUCCCAGCUACUUGGAGGCUGACGCAGGAGAAUCGCUUGAACCUGGGAGGCGGAGGUUGCAGUGAGCCGGGAUCAUGCCACCGCACUCCAGCCUGGGCGACGGAGCACGACACUGUCUCAAAGCAAAAAGCAGCCAGUCUUGCAACUCAAACAGCUGCGAUUUAUUAAAUGAUCUAAUUAAAUACAA
Molecule: messenger RNA, 3069 nt
Organism: Homo sapiens (human)
Lineage: Eukaryota; Metazoa; Chordata; Mammalia; Primates; Hominidae
Gene: LRRC43
Product: leucine rich repeat containing 43
Exons: 12
Coding region: 23-1915 (630 amino acids)
Source: RefSeq, a predicted model, not a curated record